CGGUUGCGUUCGCCACCAUGACAUCCACAUGGGCACAUCCGCUGUCAACAGCUGUCAACUCUUCAUUGUCAAAGUCACCCACCUGGAACUCGCGUUCCAUCUCUUAGUCGAGACAAUCUGCCCCACAGUCUGGGAUUUGUUCGCUGCUUUGCCAAGCCGACGUUGUGGAGCGGCCAACAUGAUUCCUUUGCUCGUCCAGCUGGCAGAAAAUGUCUCGACCAGCCUUCUUCAUUCUGAAGCUUGAUGGCUAUGUCAUGCGCGUAUAAAAGGACGGUACGAAGAAGGAUGCAAGCCACCCAGCUUCGCCUAGCUAGUCAUCGGCAUCUUUGCUUCUGCUCCUCCGGACACUUGCAGCUUCACGACAUUCAGACAUGGUCCACUUCCGCUCUUCCGCUCUGGCUGUUGCCGCCGCUGUCUUCUCCCUCAUUGGGUCCGCGGCCGCAUCUCCUCUUCCCCUCGAGGAGCGUCUGAACAACUUCCUCGCUGCUCGCAAGUCGCCCGUUGCCAAGCGUGCGACCGUCCCCGACGCGCCCCACUUCGUCGUCUACAGCGACAAGUACUCGAGCACUGAGCCUGCCAUUGCAGACAUCAACGGCUUCAACGUCUUUGCCCUGGCCUUCUUGGAGCAGUAUGGUGCUGCUGAUGACGCCCAGGUCUGGGCUGCCUUCACCGAUGACCAGCGCAAGCAAAUCGUCGACUCGUACCACGCUGCUGGCAUCUCCCUGAUCGUUUCGGCGUUCGGUUCUACGGAGAACCCGACCUCGUCUAGCUACGAUCCUGUCGCCACUGCUGACACCAUUGCUGCGUGGGUCACCAAGUACGGCGUUGACGGUGUUGAUGUCGACUACGAGGACUUCACCGCCUUCAACAAGGGUGACGGCUCCGCCGAGACCUGGCUCAUCAACUUUACCAAAGAGCUCCGCGCUAAGCUUCCCCAGGGCCAGUACAUCCUUACGCACGCGCCUGUCGCGCCCUGGUUCUCGCCCGCGCCCAAGUGGGGCGGCGGAGGCUACCUCAAGGUCAACCAAGAAGUUGGCGACAUGAUCGACUGGUACAACGUCCAGUUCUACAACCAGGGCACCUCUGAGUACGCCGACUGUGACGGUCUCCUCACCAAGUCUACCUCGGCGUGGCCGCAGAGCUCACUCUUCGAGAUCGUCGCAUCCGGCGUCGACCAGGACAAGCUCGUCAUCGGCAAGCCCGGCACAGCCACUGACGCGAACAACGGCGUCAUCGCCCCCGCCACGCUCGCCACGUGCGUCUCUCAAGCUCACGCCAAGGGUUGGAACGCUGGUGUGAUGUCCUGGCAGUACCCUGACGCUGGCUCGGCGUGGAUCACCACCGUGCGCGGCGACACCUGGCCCGUCGCCCCCGCCCCUUCUGGCUCUGCUUCCUCCACGUCUGCUUCGGCCACCUCCUCGGCCCCCGCUUCCACUGCCUCCGCUGCCCCUGCGCCCUUCCCCACCGCUUAA
Molecule: messenger RNA, 1472 nt
Organism: Coniophora puteana RWD-64-598 SS2
Lineage: Eukaryota; Fungi; Basidiomycota; Agaricomycetes; Boletales; Coniophoraceae
Product: glycoside hydrolase family 18 protein
Exons: 4
Coding region: 372-1472 (366 amino acids)
Biological process (GO): carbohydrate metabolic process
Molecular function (GO): hydrolase activity, hydrolyzing O-glycosyl compounds
Source: RefSeq, a predicted model, not a curated record